Molecule: messenger RNA, 2409 nt
Organism: Henningerozyma blattae CBS 6284
Lineage: Eukaryota; Fungi; Ascomycota; Saccharomycetes; Saccharomycetales; Saccharomycetaceae
Exons: 1
Coding region: 1-2409 (802 amino acids)
Source: RefSeq, a predicted model, not a curated record
AUGCCGUCUAGUCUAUUGUCUAGUAACAGACACUCGAAAAAGAAUAAACUUCAUCAUAAUAGUCAUAACAAAAAAAGGAAAAAUGGUAACACCGACUCUGUGGAACCUUCAGAUGUCCUUCAAACUGCCAUUAAUUCACAUACAUUGCAUGGUAAAGGUAAACAAUACAAAUCCCCUUUUCGUGAUACUCAGACCCCAAGUAAUAUGAACGUUGCUUUGAAAAAGAAAAACCAUAGAUACCCAACAAUUUCAGCUACUUCACCUUAUUCAAAUAUGACACCACAAGAUUUAGGGUACAAGAAUAUUCACCCAAGUACCAAGAGAGCCAAGGAUAUUCCCUUCCCCGUUUUAUUGAUAGAAAAUGAAAUUAGACAGGAUAAACUAUUUGCUCAAUUAACAGAGAAGGAAUCACAAUUGGACUAUUUACAAAAAUCGCAAAAAUUAAUCAAGGUUGAGCCAAUUGGUCAACGACCUGUUUCAAAAAGCAAGCAAAAGGAUUCUAAAUUAAAAACUAACACUGACAAGCCAAAAGCAACGAAAAAGACUCAGUCUUCUAUUUCUGAUAAAACUUCAAUUGCAAAACUAGAUGCUCCUAAAGGGAAGUUGAAAAAGGAAGCCAAUACGGAGGAGAAACCUGAUAUUGGCUCUGAGUCUGAACCAGAAUCUUCGUUUGUAGAUGCAGUUUCAGAUCAAGAUAUCACGGAAAACUUGACAAGAAAAUCUGAUGGUCUAGCCCAAUCUAAUGUACAAGAAGAUGAUCAAAUUGAUACUGAAAUUGAAGAUGAUUCGCAAGAUGCUCAAUCAUGGGUUCCCUCUGAUAAUGUAAGUGUUGCUUCAUCCACAAGUAGUUCUUCAAUUGGUGAAAAACCAAUGGCUUUGGAUUUGGCACCAAAAAUUCAUACCGAAGUGGUUCAAGUUUAUGGUGCAACCACAUCUACUAACUCCAAAUCAAACUCUAAUACCCGUGAGCCCACUCCUUCAAGAUCUACUUCUUCUUUCUUUACUGUUUUCAAAAGAAAUUCGAAUCGUGAUCAAUAUUCCAAUUCGCCCUCUAAUCAAAGAAAUGUCAAUUCAAAUUUAACUAAUAUUAAGACUAGUACUCUAAGAGAAAUGAAUAAUGUGAUAAAUCCAAAGGCCACUCCAAAGAAUCCAGAAUUGUUGGUUAAAACAAGAUAUAAUAAUAACUCCAUAAUUCUUUCUAAAUCAGUUUAUGAUUUAGUUAAUUAUAACAUUAAAGUUCAUAAUAAAAGGGUGAAGGAUUAUAUUAAUGAUUCAAAUAUAAAAUAUAAGGAAAAAAAUGAAGAAUUUAAUAAUUCCAUAAAUGAACUUGAUUUGAAGAUUAAAUCGAUUGAAAAAGAUAUUAUUGAUUACAAAGCCAAGAUUGAUUCAUUAAUGAACGAUAAUGUAGAGAAAAAUGAUAUCGAUAUUGAAAAUUAUCAUGAAAAGAUGUUGAUUAAGAAAAACCAAAUUAUUAAAAAGAAUGACGAAAUCACUUAUAUCCUACAAAGUUCACCACCAACUGCUGCAAUCUCUUUGGAUACAAAAGAUGCUGUUACAAAGCAAUCUGAUUGUACACCAUUGAUUAAAGAUUGGAAGUCAGAGCAGUCAAAACUAAAUGAACAAAUAGAUUCAAAAGUAAAUGUAAUAAAGCAAUUGAAUAAAAAUUUGGCAGAUGUUAAACAAAAAAUUACAGAAUUGUCUGAAUCAGCUAAACCAGCACCACCUCUGUCUCCAGUUAAAAAACUUGUAUCAUCACCAACAACAAAUACAAAUACAAAUGUAAGUUCUAAUGCAAAGGCAACUGCAAAUACAAAUACAGCUUCAAAUGCAAGUAUUCACUCUGGAUCAUCUCGUUCAACAAUAACUAUAAACUCCAACGAUGAAUUAGGUGGAGAUUUAGAAACAGCAAUCAGCACUAUGGAUCAACCUGUGGUAAAUUCUCGGCAAUUAAACCCUAGUAGUUCAACUCCUGCCCCUAUACCAAAGACACCAAUAAACACAGAAUUAGAAAAAAGCAUCAAACUGCAAGUAUCAAAUAAAUUAAAAAUUAAGGAAUCGUUAAAGAAUGAACGUUUGAAUUUAAAUACACUAAUUUCGCGAUUAAAAGAUUUAACAAAAAAUUAUUCUGUAAAACUGAGUUCAACUUUAUCAAGCGCUUCUUCUAUUAAUUCGAUGCCAAUCAAUAGUUCUUCUGAAACGUCAUCAUUAACUGAAUUAAAUGAUGAUACCAAUAUAAGACGUGGAACAGCCCAUUCAAUUGCAGUUAAACAAUUACAUCGUUCUACAAUUCCUGGAAAGUAUCAGCAACUGAUCAAAAUCAUGGUCCUUCCACAGUUAGUGUAUAUGCUUCUGCAGAUGAUGGUGAUGAACAUCCUUCUAUGUACGAUUGGGAGUCAGAAGAAGAGCUGA